AUGCAUUGGACGUGUUCGUCACCAAACGUUAAGUAUGUUCAAGCCGCAGCUGUCGCGGCUCUGAGUGUCGAGUUUGUCGUACACCCCUUCGACACCCUUAUCACAAGAAUUCAGUCUCCGGAGUACACACCUAAGUACAGAAGCCAUGAGGGCAAACUCCAGCCAGCUCUAUUUCGCGGUCUUUACCGUGGUAUAGCUCCGACCGUAAUCACAACGAUACCAGCUUCUGUCACAUUCUUCGGCAUCUAUGAAAAAGCAAAAGCUACUUUGCAGCCAAAGGAAGGCCUCAAGCCGGGUAGCCUGUCUCAAACUGCUGUACAUGCUGCGAGUAGUGCGCUCGCAGACAUGGUUGCUUGUGCUAUCAUCAAUCCUUCUGAAGUUCUCAAACAGAAUGCCCAAGUCUCCAGAUUCUCUGAAGGUGGUGGCCAACGGUUCCCGGUCCUGUCAGCUUUGAAGCACUUUGUUCGACAUCCCUUGAAACUAUGGACAGGCUACACGGUCCUAGUGGCAGGUAACCUUCCACGGACUAGUCUCACAUUUUCAAUAUAUGAAUACCUCAAAGCUAGAUGGCUUCGACGGUUCGGAAGCAAUCCGAGCAUUUCCGAGCAGGUUAAAGUCAGCGGAAUCACAGCCGGAAUCGGUGGUUCUAUUGCAUCCCUGCUCUUUGUCCCUGUCGAUGUCGUGAAAACAAGGAUGCGUCUCCCAGAAAAGGCCCCUCCCAGUCAUCCGUUGCAACCAGAGGCACUGUUCACUUCAGCAUUGAGUCGGAACAAGGCUCGGAAGCCUUCAGCACGCGGUCCUUUUUCGAUUGCGAAAGGUAUCCUGCGGCCGCUUAACCCUGUCGAAUUCAGUUCAAUGUCACUUUGUUCCUUCUUCACGAAGGUAUCUACUCUAGUCAGAAUCAUUCACUUCAUGCCACCAAGUGUUGGACAAGACGUUUAA
Molecule: messenger RNA, 942 nt
Organism: Fusarium graminearum PH-1
Lineage: Eukaryota; Fungi; Ascomycota; Sordariomycetes; Hypocreales; Nectriaceae
Exons: 6
Coding region: 1-942 (313 amino acids)
Cellular component (GO): mitochondrial inner membrane
Molecular function (GO): S-adenosyl-L-methionine transmembrane transporter activity
Source: RefSeq, a predicted model, not a curated record